Molecule: messenger RNA, 4355 nt
Organism: Erpetoichthys calabaricus (reedfish)
Lineage: Eukaryota; Metazoa; Chordata; Cladistia; Polypteriformes; Polypteridae
Product: UDP-glucuronosyltransferase 2A1-like
Exons: 8
Coding region: 145-2364 (739 amino acids)
Molecular function (GO): UDP-glycosyltransferase activity
Source: RefSeq, a predicted model, not a curated record
CGUAUCAGUUUUUUUGUACCGUGCAGGUAUUGGACAUAAAAAAAAGCAUAUUAAUUGUUCAGGAUCAUCAUGCCACAAAACAUUUUAAGAUAAGUUUGAGCUUUAAGGUGUGGAUAGUUGGUGACACUUGAAAAAACAUUAGCCAUGAGACGUGCAUUGAGGAUUUUCUUUAUUCUCUUUAUUAACUUAUGUUUAUCUAAAAGUGCAUUGAGUGGAAAAGUAUUGGUGUGGCCUGCAGAGUACAGUCACUGGAAUAAUAUUAAAGUUAUUUUGGACGAGCUUAUCAACAGAGGUCACAACGCAACAGUCUUACGCCAUACAUCUUCAGGCAUCAUCAACAAUACGCAAGGUAUUUUCUUUGAAGAUUUCAAAGUACUGUUUCCAAAGGAUGCUCUUUCAAAUCAUUUUUAUAAGGCAUUUGAUUUUAUGAUGUAUGAAUUACCUAAUUUGUCUGCAGUACAGGCAGCAUUGAAAUUUCGGAACCUGUUUAAAGACUUUACAGAUUUAUUAAAACAAAUUUGUGAUGGGGUACUCAAAAACGAAAAACUGCUUGAUAAAUUACAACAAUCCCAAUUUGAUGUCCUCCUUUCUGAUCCAAUGAAUAUCUGUGGUGAGCUCAUAGCUGAUAAGCUGGGGAUUCCAUUCAUUUACACAUUUAGGUUCUCUUUUGGUAACACAGUAGAAAGACUCUGUGGACAGAUACCUGCUCCUCCUUCUUAUGUCCCUGGGAUACCUACCCUGUACACGGAUAAAAUGAACUUUGUGGGAAGAAUGAACAACUUUUUGCUUUAUUUAUGCCAAGACUUUUUAUUUUAUGAAUUUGGAAUUUUAAACUGGGAUCCAUACUUUACUGAACCCAUAGAUGGCAGCCACUGGAUCAGCUUGCAAGCCGUUACCGAAUCGCUGGUUGCAAGAGGUCAUGCGGUGACCGUUUUAGUUCACUCCGCCACCAAGUUUGUGAAGCACCAGGAAAGCGCGGGGUACGAUGUGGAAGUGUUCGAUGUCUCCUUCACAAGCCAGGAGGUGGAUGGCCUUCUGGAACAGAUGAUGUCGCUCAACGUGUACGAAUAUCCAUCGCUGUCAUACUGGCAGCUGCUGUCAAGAACUAGCGGCAUCAUGCACAACUUCACGGCGCUACACAAACGCGUCUGCGACGGCUUGUUCAGAAACCGCGCCCUGCUGGACAAGCUGCGCGCAUCUCGCUUCGACGUGCUGCUUUCUGACCCGGUCUUCUUUUGCAGCGAGUUGGUGGCAGUUAAAUUCGGCAUCCCGUUCAUCUACACCCUGCGCUUCUCGAUGGCCUACACGAUCGAGCGACUGUGCGGCCAGAUGCCGGCGCCACCGUCCUUCGUGCCGGCAGUUCCCACACUUUACACGGACAAAAUGAGUUUUCUACAGCGGUCCGUCAACUUUUUCUCUUUCAUAGCUCAGGAUGUCCUGUUCACGACAAUGGGCUCAUGGAACUGGAACGCAUACUACAGCGACAUGUUGGGGAGACCCACCAGCCUCUGUGAAAUGAUGGGGAAGGCUGAAAUCUGGCUGAUAAGAACAUACUGGGACUUUGAAUUUCCGAGACCUUACCUUCCUAAUUUUCAGUUUGUUGGAGGACUUCACUGUAGACCAGCCAAGGCUUUGCCUGAGGAUAUGGAGGAAUUUGCUCAAAGUUCUGGAGAUCAUGGCAUCGUGGUGCUUACUUUUGGCUCAAUGAUUAAAAAUCUCACCAGGGAAAAGGCAAACUUGAUAGCAUCAGCUCUAGGGCAAAUACCGCAGAAGGUUCUGUGGAGGUACAGCGGUGAGACUCCAGAAACAUUGGCCCCCAACACUCGUCUGUAUAAUUGGAUCCCCCAAAACGACCUUCUCGGUCAUCCAAAAACAAGGGCUUUCAUCACCCAUGGAGGAACAAAUGGAAUUUAUGAAGCUAUUUACCAUGGCAUUCCAAUGGUUGGCAUUCCAAUGUUUGGAGAUCAGCCUGAUAAUAUGGUUCACAUGAAAGCUAAAGGCGCAGCAGUUGUUGUCAACUUCAACACCAUGACAAGUCAAGAUUUGGUAGAUGCCUUAAAUACUGUGAUAAACAAUCCAACGUAUAAAGAAAGUGCUAUGAAGCUGUCCAGAAUACACCAUGACCAACCAGUGAAACCUUUGGACACAGCUGUGUUUUGGAUUGAGUUUGUAAUGCGCCAUAAGGGAGCCAAACAUCUGAGGCCUGCAGCUCACAACCUCACGUGGUACCAAUACCACUGCCUGGAUGUGAUUGCAUUCCUUUUAGUUUGCAUUCUUACUUCAGUGAUUAUCACGUACAAAUGUUGCAUUUUCUCUUUCCGAAAAUGCUUCAAGAGGUCACUGAAAAAAAGUAAACGUGAGUGAUGAGAUAUAUAUAUAUAUAUAUAUAUAUAUAUAUAUAUUAAUAUAUAUAUGCAGCUGGAGAUCCACAAGACCUUUGCUUCCAUAUAUAUAAUAUAUAUAUAUAUAUAUAUAUAUAUAUAAAUAUUUUAGUCAUUUAGGAGACAUUAUCUCCUAUAAAUUCUGUUGGGUAAAUCAGGGGAAUCAAUAAGAAGUUCUUAAAUAUUUUAUUAGAACUAGGAUGUCUUGAUUUAGACAGCCUUGGUAGGGAUGAUGAAGAGAAAAAGUAAUCUCAGGACUUUUAAUAUUUUAUAAUAUAUGAUCUGUAAAAUUUACUUAAACUAUUUUAGUCAAAAAUCCUCAUGGCAGCCAUUAAAGGUAAAAGAAACACAGACAAAGGCUGUUUUCAUAUUAAAAAAAAAAAAAAAAAAAGACGCACACCUGAUUAAAGCUAUAUAAGCCAAAACACUGUGAUUCACACCUAAUUUCUUAGCAUGGAAAUAAACUUGAUCUCAUUUUCCUUUUUCAAAUAGAUCGAGUAUAAGCUGAAUCGGCUCUUCACUGACUCUGGGUGUCAUCAUUUACAGUCUUACAGGAGCUCGUCCACUGUCAGAGUAGGUCAGCUAGGGCGAUAGACUUAACAAUCAGGCAAUGAUGCUCUUCUGUGAUGCUGCUUUACUUUAUUUACUAAUUUAUGAUAUCGCAGAUCUCGUUCCAAAUUAAGCAGGUUAAAAAGACACUUCCAAUCAAAGAAGGAAAAUUAAAUAAACUUAGGGUACCACUUGGCAAAAAUGCUCCUUUAACACUGUGAUAGACAUGCCAUUUCAUGCACUUCUUCAUUCUCAGGGUGCUGUGACCAAAGCAUGCUGACGACUGCCAGUGUGUUUAUUUGCUUUGUGAGUUGCACUGUCACUCUUUAUCCCCAAUGUGCAUUACUUUUAAUUCCCAAUUUAUUUUAUUUUGUUACAAAUAAAGCUGAAAUACUAUAUUUUCUUGAUUAUGACACACUUGACCAACAUGAAGUGCUAAUGCAUCAUAUGAGCUUACUACCAGAAAGUUGUAAUAAUGUGUUUAUUUACUGCUUAAUUAAUUUUUAAUUGGAACAAAUGUGUGGCUAAUGCAACAAGAGAGGGAGUCCACAGACAUUCUGAAACACACAAGUCUAGAGAGUCUCUGUGAGGGUUUGUGUAGACACAGACUUUUGGUUUCAGUUUAUGCUUCAAUUUAUGGAAACACUGUCCAGCACUGCAUUUGUUGUACCUCAUCUCGUAGUACUUCUCACUUAAAAUGCAAAAAAAUUAGCUUUUCCACAUUAUUAAGUAGAGCAAUAUAAGCACACUUCAUAGAGGGCAAGCACAGCUAAUUACAGUAAUUAGACCAAAUAAGUUAACAGAUUGGUAGUCACAGAGGAUCAUCCAAACAAAACUUUUUUAACUUAAUUAUCGCGAAAAAUUCACUUCUGGGCAUAUAAUUCUGGCGUAAGAUAAAGUUGCAGCAGACCAGACACAGCCAUGAAGUGUCUACAACUACGCCAUCAUUGACAUUGUCACAUGCCAUAGAAUCUUAAACAGACCACAAAAAGUUUUUAAAAAAAUUAUAAAUUUGCUAGGACUGCAAGUACAAUUGAUGAGCAAAUACAUGAAGAAGGAGUCAGAACAGUAGCCAUUUUUUGAUAGGCCAUGUCCUACAUACAGAACGUUACUUAGAGGAAACUUGAAAUGUUACACGGGAGAUGGAUAAAAAAGCUAAAAUAUGACAUUAAGGAGUCAAACCACAUUAAAGUCUGUACAUUUGAUAGGAUUAAAUAGACAAAAUUAAUUCAAUUGAAAACUGCAAUAAAGCCUCAUUCACUGAAUUAGCAGCUGAAGCAGUUGUAGGUUAUGCUACAGCAGCACAGAUAGCAAUCGUAACAACUGUUACAUUUAUUGAUGUAGCACAUUUUGUAUAUUGAAUAUUAAAUACAGCUCAGUGGACAUAUGGCAAUCAGCUAGACUGUAUACCUAGAAAAUAGAAAA